CCUCAGGCCGUUGCAGCCGCGGCCGUUGCGCUCUGGGCCAACGUCGUGGCCACAGUCGGCGAUCGACGCCAUGGCGGAGCUGCCGCUGCCCGCCGGGCUCAGCGCCAGCACCUUCCCCGCCAAGCUGUGGCGCCUGGUGAACAGCCCCCGCGUCCGCUCCGUGCGCUGGGACAGCCGCGCCCAGGGGCUGCUCGUCGACCGCUGCCUCUUCGAGCGGGAGCUGCUCAGCGCGGGCGACGCCCACGGGGGCGGUGGCGAUGGGGCGGCGCCGGUGCCGCACCCCUUCAGGGCCACGCAGUUCGGCAGCUUCGUGCGGCAGCUCUACCGCUACGGCUUCCGCAAGGUGCCGGGCUGGCUUGGCUCAGCUGCGCCGGGCGAUGCCGGCGCCUGGCUCCACUACAGCAGCCCCUGCUUUCGCCGCGACCGCCCCGACCUCCUGCUCCGCAUCAAGCGCCGCAGCGCGGCCAGCAGGCAGCGGCCGGCGGCGGGGCGGGAGGGCCGGCGGCGCCCGCCCUGCGGCUCCCAGCAGCUCCCCCGUGCGCGGCCGCUGCCGGACGGACGGGGCGGGCGCGGUCGCUUCCAGCCGCUGCCCAGGGAGCGGCCGCUGCUCGCCCGGCGGCCGCCCUGCAGCUUCCACCUGCUGCACCGGGACCGGCCGGUGCCGGCCCGGCGGGAGGGGCCGAGCCGCUUCCAGGAGCUCUACGGGGAGCGGCCGCCGCCCGCCGAGCGGCACGUGCUCGGGAUCCCGCCCUGCCACUUCCUCGGGCUCCACGGGGAGCGGCCGCUGCCGCUCGGGCGGGAGGGGCCCCCCAGCCGCUUGCAGGAGCUCUACGGGGAGCAGCUGCCUCUGGCCGAGCAGCAGGUGCUCAGGAUCCAGCCCUGCAGCUUCCAGCAGCUCCACUGGGAGCAGCAGCCCCCAGCCUACGACCCACGAGCCACCCCAGGCACUUCGGCGCCCAGCGCUCCAGCUAGCAGUGCAGGUUGUGCAGCAUUGACAGCGUCCAGCUCAGCACAGAACACACCUGGGCAAGAGCAGUCCUCACCAUUGGAUCUAGGCGCUGCCGUAGAGAAAAUGAUCCGGGAGAUCAGGAGAUCCCUGCCUGUAAAGUCUCCCUCUGCUCAGGGGAAUGUUCAUGCUGUGCCUGAGUCUUCAGGAGGCAAGCCUGUGGACAGAGCUGCAGCAGAGGACUGCUCAUCUGGCACCGAGACCUUCGGGAACAGUUCCCCAGAGCCCGAGGAGCGUGAUCCCAUGUGAUGAACCUGUUCAGGAGGGCUGCCCUGUGUGGCAGGAAGAGACAGAUGGAGAGCCUGUGACCAUCGGGCAGGUAGAAUUCCUCUGUCUCUAGUUAUAUUUAUAGAUGUGUACAGUUAUAUUUAUUUUUCUAUGUAGCUGUAUUUAUAGAUUUAUAUAGUUAUAUUUAUGUAUCUAGAUGGUUAGAGAUCUGUAUAGUUAAUUUUAGUUUUAGGUGUAUUCAGUUAUAUUUUUAGAUGUGUAGGCAUAUGUAUAGAUAUGCAUAAUUGCAUUUAUACAUGUGUAUAGUAAUA
This is a messenger RNA of Motacilla alba alba, 1545 nucleotides long. RefSeq lists its product as uncharacterized. The record is from RefSeq and is a predicted model, not a curated record. The coding region runs from base 71 to 1255 and encodes 394 amino acids. The transcript is spliced from 4 exons. Gene Ontology annotation, biological process: regulation of DNA-templated transcription. NCBI's taxonomy places the organism in Eukaryota, Metazoa, Chordata, Aves, Passeriformes, Motacillidae. Gene Ontology annotation, molecular function: DNA-binding transcription factor activity; sequence-specific DNA binding.